Messenger RNA from Rhizophagus irregularis DAOM 181602=DAOM 197198, 1866 nucleotides. The record is from RefSeq and is a predicted model, not a curated record. NCBI's taxonomy places the organism in Eukaryota, Fungi, Glomeromycota, Glomeromycetes, Glomerales, Glomeraceae.
AUGGAACAUUGGAUUCAUAAAGAUAUAUCGGCGUCUUCACUCCACACUUCACCUCGUUCAACUCCCAAUAUUUUGAUUCGUUGUCAAGGUUGUGCUCAACAUUUCUCUUAUUAUGUCGGAGACAUGAGACCAAAAUGCAUUAUUCAAGUUAAGCAUAAAGAAUUGAUUCUUCUUGAAGCAUUACCCAAAAAGAAAAAAGAAGACCUCUUUCCUCGUCCUAACGUUCCGAUAAAAGACUUACAAUUACUUAAAUAUAAUAAUUCUAAUGUUCCAAAUACUUUACGCAACAUGGAUCUAAUUACGAAAUUAUUUGAUGAUCUUAAAAUAUCAGAAGAUUUACAAGAUAUAGCUAAUACGCUCGCGCCCUUCAUUGAUUUAGAAUUUUUUACUGAUGGUUCUUAUGAUUCCACUAAUUCCCAAGCAGGUUUUCCUAUGGGCUAUGGUUGGACUACUUCAAAUUUAUUCAAUAGUAACAUCACCUAUAAUGGAUCUUUACAAUUCUUUCCUUCAUCAACCAAGGCGGAAACUAUGGCUAUUUUAACGGCGUUAGUCGUAUGCCCGGAGUUUGGUAAAAUUAUCAUUCAUACUGAUUCACAAGCAGCAAUUGAUUCGUUUCAUAAAUCAAAAAAAUUACACACCAUAUCGCCGAGGCGCUUCAACAAAAUUAACAACAAAAUACUUUGGUCAUCAAUCCAUUUUAUCAUAAAAUCGUUAUCAUUGAAAGUGAAACUUUUGAAGGUCAAAGCCCACUCGGGUAACCAGUUUAAUGACAUUGCGGAUAUUCAAGCCAAAUUAGGCCGCACUCAACCUAUACCAACGACAAUCAUACACGAUCAUUUACCCAACCAAACUAUCACUUUAAACUGGAACAAUGAAGUACCCCUGGAUAAGGACGUUCGUAAAUGUGUCAGUACUAUACUGAAUUAUCGGCGUUUAGAUAAUCACCUCAAUCACGCUUCUUUGGAAUCAAUUAAGAACGACACCAAAAAUCUUCUAAUUAAUUGGGCAUUAUCCAGCAAAUGGUUUAAAUAUAAUGGCCGUAACGAUACAACAUCACUGUUACAUACUAAAGAUCUAAAAUGGAAAAUCAGAUGUUCAACGCUCACGUUACCAACCUUGGACAUAUUGAAUAGGAAUUUCCCUCUACUCAUUAAAGACCGUACACAAUGCCUAUCAUGUCAUAACCACGUUGAAACAAAUAUUCAUUUAUGGGAAUGUUCAGAUAAUUAUGAACUUAUCAAAUCCUCUUUUAUACAAAUGGGAGACAUUUUAAUCGAACUGAUGAAAUCUCACACUGAUAGACUAUCUCUAGUAAUUUCUGAUUCAAUCAAAUACUCUCCUACAUUCAGAUGGGCGUAUCGUUCUGAACCCAUUCAUCCUGUGGCUUAUUUACUUCUUAAAUCAUAUAUAUCCAAUGAUUUAUUAGGGAUUUUUCGAGCACAUAUUAAUACUAUGAAACACAUUGUUAAAUUAAUUAUGCAUUAUAUGCACCAAUGUAGUAUCCUCAUCAAAAUUAAUAUUUGGAAAGCUCGCAACCAGAAAUGGAAAACUUUAAGGGACGCCUGGGGAAUCACAAAAAAGUCUUUUACAAAAUAUCGGGACAUUUUCUCGCGCAAUCAAAGAACCGCAGCUGCCCUUAAUAGGCCGGUAGUUAUCGAUAAUAAUAGAGAUAUGGAAUGUGGAUAUAUUAAUCCUUUUAAUGAUUUUCGUAAUUUUAAAUUAGAUAAAGAUUUUUUAUUCAUUUUAUUUUCGUCAUCCAAUUUUUUACAUAGUGGUUCUUUCUUUUCACAUUUAGAUGAAGUUUUUUCUUUCAAUAAUAUAAUUACUAAUAAUAGUCCUUUUAAUUUUGCUUUUUAUAAUGUGUAG